AUGCAUGACCUCGAGGCGGAUUCUCGCCAAAACACUGAAGGACAUGAGAUAGCCGAGCCGGAGGUGGAGCAAAGUGCUCCUAUGCCCGAUGAAACCGCACAAGCAUCCGCGGAGACACCGGUAGAACCGAACCUACUUAUGGCUUUGGGCGAGUCCACAGACGAUAUACCUGAAUUUGUUGACGGCAAACCGCUAUUUCCCGCCGGGAAACUGGAGGGGUCCACCUCGCUACUCCUACCCGAACAGCAGAGGUGGACGAGGCAGCCAGACGAGGAUGGCAACGCCCAGGAGGUCGUACAAUUACAGCACAACUCCACCGGCAGCGAAACCUGUCCCUCAGACCAGGCCUCGUGCUCCAACUCAACAGUAAACCAGGGACCACCACCCCCUGCAUGCCAGCCUUACCCUGGGUGCCGCGAGGCUUUGCGGGCGGCGUUCGUCAAGCGGGGAACCCCACUCGAGGCAGUGCCUUUAAUGUUAGCCUCAUUGGCUCAGAAUACCUUAAGUCAAUAUGGCGUAACCAUAAAACUUUGGUGGGAAUAUUGCACUUCUAAAAAUAUUGACGUCUAUCAUCUGGCAAUACCCGAGGUACUUUCGUUUUUAACGGAACUAUUUAAUAAGGGUUGUUCGUAUGGUUCAUUAAAUAGCCACCGUUCGGCGCUAUCCUUGCUGCUUGGCAGCGAGAUAGGUACUGAUAACUGUGUGAAAAGACUUUUAAAAGGGGCAUUUAAAUUAAAGCCCAUGACACCAAAAUAUAAAUCCACCUGGGAUCCUCAGGUUGUACUAAAUCACGUUUCGUCUUGGUAUCCCAACUCCGAUAUACCCCUCGAAAAAAUCACUAAAAAAUUAGUUACUCUGUUAGCACUCUGUACAGCUCACAGAGUGCAAACCCUAUCCCUCAUAAAACUAGAACAUAUUACUGAAAUUUCAGAUGGAAUAAAAAUUGGCAUAGUUGACAUACUUAAAACUUCCGCUGUAGGCCGAGAACAACCCAUAUUAAAUUUGCCAUUUUUCCGAGAAAAAUUAAGUAUCUGCCCAGCUACGACCCUUAAGGAUUAUAUUUUCGUCACGAAAAAUUUAAGGGUUGGUAGCACGGGAACCCUUUUCCUGACAUAUAAGCGACCUCACAAGGCCGCCAGCAGUCAAACCCUAAGUAGGUGGAUCAAACAAGUAUUGCAUGAAAGUGGCGUCGAUGUCAAUGUGUUUGGUGCCCACAGUACUCGCCACUCUGCUACUUCAACGGCUUUUGCGGCUGGAAUCAGCCUAGAUACGAUCAGAAAGGCGGCUGGCUGGACCAGCACCUCUAAAACCUUUGCCAAAUUCUAUAACCGACCAAUAAUCAAUUGUAAUGAUGAUUAUGAUUUCGCUAGAUCGAUCUUUUUCCCAGAAACCAAUGUCAGUGACAAUGAAGAUUCCUAGAUGUUAACUGUAGUGCAUAACUGCAUAUAAUAUAAUUUUGUGAUUAUUAGGCAUGUUAAAUAAGUAUAAAACAAUAAAAAUAAAAACAAUGAAUAAUAAAAACAGCUUUUAUUUUCUCACAAAACUUUCAACUCUAAACAUCUACCUGUUAAAACAUUAUAUCGAGAAUGAAGCGAUGAAAUAUAAUAGAUGAUUAAACGAACUUUCCUAAAGUGAAGUUCGAUCACUAUUAUAUGAGUCGCUUCAUUCGAAGAUAUAAAUAUAAUCACCCACCCAUCCCUAGGUGACCCAAAAAUGAAAGUUUUGUUCGUGACUCUAAAAAAUGAAGUCUACGGCUGCGCCCCACCAACGGGUGGCGGCCGCCGGAACUACUAAUACCGAUUUUGAAUCAAAUGAAGUACUCUAAAAGCGUGCUAGUUGCCUGUAGGUUUAAGGGACUACCUGUUAAAACAUUAUAUCUUCGAAUGAAGCGACUCAUAUAAUAGUGAUCGAACUUCA
Molecule: messenger RNA, 1917 nt
Organism: Cydia strobilella
Lineage: Eukaryota; Metazoa; Arthropoda; Insecta; Lepidoptera; Tortricidae
Exons: 3
Coding region: 1-1419 (472 amino acids)
Biological process (GO): DNA recombination; DNA integration
Molecular function (GO): DNA binding
Source: RefSeq, a predicted model, not a curated record